AUGUAUUAUAUAAAUGUCAAAGCAGUAUAUACAAUUCUUUUAAUAGUAUUCUGUAACUUUAUACAGUUAAAUGGACAACUAUUUCAAGAUUUUGUGGUACACGAAUGCAAAACUGCUGUAAAUAAAGGUAAUGAUUCAAUAAAGAAAUGUUGCCCCCAUAUAUUAUCAAUAGCAAUUUCUAAGGAAAUUUGUUUACUUGCCCCAAAAUUAUAUAAUAAAGAUAUACAUGAUGUUGAAAUAUUAGAAAGACAAUAUAAAGAAUGUGACUUAAUUUAUGCUAUAGCCAAAAAUGAAACAUGGAUUGAUGAUAAUUUAAUUUAUAAUUGUGUUAAAUUUAGUCUCAAUUCAAUAGAUAAAGGAGAAGAUAUUAAAGAAAAACUUAAUAAUACAGAAAUACACAAAGAUGAUAGAAAUUUACAAUUAUCGGGAUUUCUAAACAAUUUUGGUAUUCCAACAUUUGCAGCUGGAUUAUCUACAUCAUCAUCACUACUAUCAGAAGGAGAUUUUUUUGCUCAACACUUUUCUUCAUGUAGCACACUAUUAUCAUUGUAUUUUGUACGAACAUGUAGUGCAAUUUGUGAAGGAAGAGCAGGUAUUGGUACUGGUAGAGUAACUGUUCCACAAUUAUGUCUACCAUACUGUCAAAAUUUUGCUAAACAUGCCUGUAUUAGGGGAUGUAAACAUUUUGGAUGUCCAUUAUCAUACAAUAGAUGUAUGGAUCACAUGUGUUAA
Cryptosporidium muris RN66 is the source of this 732-nucleotide messenger RNA. RefSeq lists its product as uncharacterized. NCBI's taxonomy places the organism in Eukaryota, Apicomplexa, Conoidasida, Eucoccidiorida, Cryptosporidiidae. The record is from RefSeq and is a predicted model, not a curated record. The coding region runs from base 1 to 732 and encodes 243 amino acids. The transcript has 2 exons.